Molecule: messenger RNA, 945 nt
Organism: Penicillium cosmopolitanum
Lineage: Eukaryota; Fungi; Ascomycota; Eurotiomycetes; Eurotiales; Aspergillaceae
Product: FG-GAP repeat domain-containing protein
Exons: 2
Coding region: 1-945 (314 amino acids)
Source: RefSeq, a predicted model, not a curated record
AUGGUCGUGUUGCUCGGGACAGGAUCAGGGACCUUCCAGGCGCCGGCCACCUUCGCUGUGGGGAACUACCCGGUUGGUGUUGCGGUGGGCGACUUCAACGGAGAUGGCCAUCUCGAUAUUGUGACUGCGAAUGCCAACGACAAUACAGUGAGCGUGUUGCUCGGGACUGGAUCGGGGACCUUCCAGGCGCCGGCCACCUUCGCUGUGGGGAACUACCCGGUUGGUGUUGCGGUGGGCGACUUCAACGGAGAUGGCCAUCUCGACAUCGUAGCUACGAAUGAAGAUGCAGGCGACGGAACCGUGAGCGUGUUGCCUGGGACAGGAUCAGGGACCUUCCAGGCGCAGGCCAUCUUCGCUGUGGGAAGCUAUCCUGAGGAUGUUGCAGUGGGCGACUUCAACGGAGAUGGCCAUCUCGAUAUUGUGACUGCGAAUGCCAACGACAAUACAGUGAGCGUGUUGCUCGGGACUGGAUCGGGGACCUUCCAGGCGCAGGCCAUCUUCGCUGUGGGAAGCUAUCCUGAGGAUGUUGCAGUGGGCGACUUCAACGGAGAUGGCCAUCUCGAUAUCGUGACUGCGAAUGCCAACGACAAUACAGUGAGCGUGUUGCUCGGGACUGGAUCGGGGACUUUCCAGGCGCAGGCCACCUUCGCUGCGUCCUUACCGUAUGGUGUUGCAGUAGGCGACUUCAACGGAGAUGGCCAUCUCGAUAUCGUGACUUCGAGUCAAUUUGAGAGUACAGUGAGCGUGCUGCUCGGGACUGGAUCGGGGAGCUUCCAGGCACAGUCCACCUUCGAUGUAGAGGGCUUUUCGUAUAGUGUUGCAGUAGGCGACUUCAACGAAGAUGGCCCUCUCGAUAUCGUGGUUUCGAAUUACAUAGACCACUUUGUGAGCGUCCUCCUUGGGGUUUGCCGCAGUCAACUAGAACAGCGGAGAUUUUCAUCUUGA